ACUGUCAACUUCUGCGUCAGCUUUAUAAGAGUCAACUCUAAAUGAAACCAAGCUCCAUUGACUAGAGGGAAAUCAUAUUGCAAAAUAAAACAGAAACGACACAUAAGGAAACUACAUGAAACAGAAAAGGAAUCAGUAAAAUUAACAGAAUGAAAAUGGGUGUGCUGAUUACCUCUCUGCUUCUGCUUGGCAUUGUAUUUGGUGAGAAGGACCAAAUUAACCCCAUGUUUAGCAGAGGACUUCGAAUUAUUGUGGAAGUUCCACGUGUUAUUGUUGAUCAUCCGGUGACUCCAAAUGUGCACCUUCUUCUACCUGUCAGAGUUCAGAGGAAGCCCUCUGAGACAGUCACACUUGCAUGUGUCAUCACUGGAUUACAGUCCAAAGCAGUAAAGAUCACAUGGAUAGUAAACGGAGAAACAGGCUCCAAAAAACAUGCCAGCACACCACAGGUGCACAGAGAGCCUGGAGGUACAUUCACUGCUGUGGGACUGUUCUCAGUUCUGUCUCAUAAAUGGAGUCGUGAGAAUAUGUAUGAGUGUAAGGUAACAUACAGAGGAGCCUUUUACUAUGAUAAGGUACAGUCUUCUCUCUGCAGUCCUCCUGAUAUAUUUUAAUUUCUCCCUUGGCUAAAGCCUUUCUGAUUCAUUCUAUUUUGUGUAUGAUACAGCCCUGUAAGUAAGAUGAGUCAUUGUGUUUUUCAUAUAGUGAGUGCUGUGUCUUCCAUUUUUAAAGUAUGUUAUUUUGAUUUUUGGCUGCACGUCCUCUUUUGCUGGUUGACUUUCUGCUUUUACAUGUAUUAUACAAACAAGAGAUAACAGCUUAUUAUUAAGUAAAACACAAGCUUAAUCUUCUACCUUGAAAAACAUGUGAUAGUAACUGUUUACAAAAUAAA
Xyrauchen texanus (razorback sucker) is the source of this 892-nucleotide messenger RNA. RefSeq lists its product as uncharacterized. The coding region runs from base 150 to 614 and encodes 154 amino acids. The transcript has 3 exons. NCBI's taxonomy places the organism in Eukaryota, Metazoa, Chordata, Actinopteri, Cypriniformes, Catostomidae. The record is from RefSeq and is a predicted model, not a curated record.